This is a messenger RNA of Amaranthus tricolor (Joseph's coat), 1682 nucleotides long. RefSeq lists its product as uncharacterized. The record is from RefSeq and is a predicted model, not a curated record. The transcript has 2 exons. NCBI's taxonomy places the organism in Eukaryota, Viridiplantae, Streptophyta, Magnoliopsida, Caryophyllales, Amaranthaceae. Bases 545 to 1297 code for a protein of 250 amino acids.
UCUGAUCCUUUACCAUUCUUUCUGAUUUCUAGCUUCUUUUUUUCUUUUCUUGCAUCCAUGGCUGAAAUAUCUUCUGGAAACUCAUCUCAAUCUCAACCAAUAUCUACAUCUGAUCCUACACAAAAUCCAGGAGUGUAUAUUACCUCCAUCCUUCAGAUCAUGCAAGCACCAAACUAGUUUCGAACCUCUUUGACGGUUCUGGUUAUGGAGAUUGGAAACGUUCAGUCAUCAUUGGCUUAACAGCUAAAAACAAAAUGAUUUUCGUUGAUAAUACUCUUCCUAAACCUACAAAUAAUGCAGUUCGACAAAAGGCAUGGGAACGUUGCAACAAUAUGGUCAUAGGUUGGUUAAUUGCAUCUCUUGACCAAAAUCUUGCUAAAAGCAUUAUGUAAUACUGCACAGCAAGUGAAAUCUGGAAAGAUUUGGAAGAUCGUUUUGGUCAAUCUUAUUCUCAACUGUCUGCUUUACAGGAAGAAUUAGCUACUCUAAAUCAAGCAAAUGGAAUGAUCAUUGCUGAAUAUUUCACUAAGGCCAAGUCUAUGGGAUGAGAGAUAAUUUUAGUCCUAUUCCUACUUGCACUUGUGAUGGUUGUUCAUGCAAUUUAACUAAACAAAUGCUUAGGUUGCAAAAAAAUCAUAGAAUCAUGCAGUUUCUUAUGAAACUUGAUCCUAAAUACAACCAAGUGCUUACUAACAUAUUAAUGAUGAAUGAAUUACCUAAUGCUUCUAUCAUAUAUCGCCUCCUACAACAAGAAGAGAGACACAAAGAGGUUAGCAAACUCGCAACUACUUCUACUGAUUCAAUGGUAUUUGCUGUUGAUAGAAGGAAGCAUUAUCACAAUAGUCAUGAACACAGCACUCAAGAGAGACUCAUGUCUGGCACAAAACGUAAUGCACAUUAUUUUUGUGAUCAUUGCAAGAUCCCUGGCCACUCCAUUGAAAGGUGUUUCAAAAUUCAUGGCUAUCCCUCUAAUUCAAGGCGUAAUUUCAACACGAAAGUUGCUGCAAUUACUCAGAGUGACACUCAUGACUCAUCCAUUGAUCUUAAAGAAACUGGUCUUUCUAGAGAGCAAUUUACUCAUCUUCUUAUCAUUAUUAGCAAGAAAGAUACUGAGAAACCUCCUGAUGCAGAUCAUUCCAUCACCACCACUGGUAAAAUAGCAGGUAUAUCUUGCUUCGUUUCUCAAUCUUUUCCUUCACAUUGGAUUAUUGACACCGGUGCAACGGACCAUAUGUGUAAUACUUUCAUUUCUCUCAUCUACAUUACAGAUAUUUCUCACACUAAUCACUCUUCUUGAUGGAAGUCUUCUUACUGUUGUCAAGCAAGGACUAUAUAACGAGGAAAAAUUUACCUCUUGGUAAAUACUCCAAAGGUCUCUAUUAUCUUCUGGACAAAAGCAAUUCUACUACUCCAUGUGUAGUCAAUAUCAGUACUCUAAAUAAGACUAAACUAGCCUGUACACAAUUUAUGUUGCAACAAGCUAAGCUAUUACAUCUAAGGCUAGGCCAUGCUCUAUUUGAGAAGCUCAAAAUGAUGUAUCCAGAUAUUCACAUUAAUGCAAUUAAGAAUUCAUUUUUUUGCUCUAUUUGUCCUUAUGCUAGACAAUCUAGACUAGCUUUCAAACCUAGCUCAUUUAAUGCUACAUUUGCUUUUGAGUUGUUGCACAUCCAUACUCAGGGUCC